AUGCUUGAAAAGAUUAUCUAGAACUAAAUCAAUUAUUAGAGGAAAUUAUCAAAAUAUAUUAAAUUAUAAGAAUGGAAAUUUAAAAUCAGAAAACAAUUAGCAUUCUUUUACAGAAUAUUAUUAUUGAUUUUUAGAGAUACAAUUUAUAUUAUAGGUGGAGCAUAUGGAUACCAAUGGUGUCGAAUAGGAUAAUCUAUAUAAGUAGAUUUGAUACAAAAAUAUGAAUUAAAUACUAUAAAAAUCUGGUUAUGGGAUUAAGAUAAUAGGGUUUAUAGAGUAAAAGUGUUUAUCAAAUUCUAAAAUAUAGAAACAAAAAUUUAUGAAAGUAAUUUAGCAUAAAGUGUAGUUACAAUUAGAUUU
Paramecium pentaurelia is the source of this 360-nucleotide messenger RNA. NCBI's taxonomy places the organism in Eukaryota, Ciliophora, Oligohymenophorea, Peniculida, Parameciidae. The record is from the annotation of a GenBank genome assembly.